This is a messenger RNA of Pleuronectes platessa (European plaice), 3784 nucleotides long. RefSeq names its product coiled-coil domain containing 85C, a (gene ccdc85ca). The transcript is spliced from 5 exons. Bases 222 to 1265 code for a protein of 347 amino acids. Gene Ontology annotation, cellular component: apical junction complex. The record is from RefSeq and is a predicted model, not a curated record. Lineage: Eukaryota; Metazoa; Chordata; Actinopteri; Pleuronectiformes; Pleuronectidae.
GACAAUCCCUCCAUGCUGAUCCUCCACUGUUCAUGUUAAACACGGUGAGGAGAUUUCUUGCAGUGUGUCAUCUGAAGUUUUCUCUGCGGAUGAAUCCAGAGCAGUUCAGAUGAACACGGAUCUCCCUGCAGCCCGGUGCGCUGUCUACCAUGGAUCUGCUUUUCAUCAUACCGUAGAAGACUCGCAAUUCAUUCGGGCGACAAAAAAUAAAAAGCUGGGACAUGGACGGUCACGGGACGGAUGUGAGCAAGCUGUCCGAUGAGGGGCUGCUACUGCUAGGGAAGGAGGAUGUGAUCCGGAGGAUGAGGAGGCUGGAGAGCCGAAACAUGGACCUGAUGCUGGAACACGCGGACAUGAUGAAGGACGUGAACCGAAGCCUGCAGGUCCAUCUCCAUGAGAUCCGGAGUCUGAAAGACGUCAACCAGAAACUUCAGCACGAUAACCUGGAGCUCCGGGAGCUGUGCUGCUUCCUAGACGACGACCGGCAGAAAGGGAAGAAGGUAUCCCGGGAGUGGCAGCGGUUCGGCCGCUACACGGCCAGCGUCCUGUGGAAAGACGUCGGACUGUACCAGCAAAAGCUUCAGGAGCUGGAGGCCGGUCAGGAGGCGCUGAGGAUGGAGAACAUGGAGCUGAAAGAGAUCGUCCUCAUGCUGGAUGAGGAGAGGAGGGGAGCCGGCUCACGGAGCUCCAUCGACAGCCAGUCCAGCCUCAGCAACCUGAAUGGUUCGGUGUCAGUUCGGGACAACGGGGAUGGUAGUAGCACGUCCAGUACUGGGAGCAUCGGUAGUCCGGACCACCGCCCCCACAACCACCUGCAUAAAGCCCCCGAAGCGAAGACAGCGUCUCUGAGAAGGUCUAUGGACGACCUGUCCGCCGCUUACCUCAAAAGAGGCACCGGGCUCAAUGAUGCAUCCGUGGGUUAUAUCACACAGCUGGAAAACAUGGUGAGGAUGCUGGAGGAUGAAAAAAAGCUGCUGCUGUCACAGGGUGCUGCUCGGACCCCGUCACCCACAGAGUUCUACAUCCACCCAGGGCAGAAACCAGAGACAAUAGUCCACGCAAUGAAGGUCCAUGAAAUGCUUGACAGACAGUGUCAACAGGAAUAUGAUGAAGAUCUCAGUGAAAAAGAGAAGGCCAUCGUCAGAGAGAUGUGCAAUGUUGUUUGGAGAAAGCUGGGCGAUGCCACCGGCUCCAAGCCAUCCGUCAGACAGCAGCUUUCAGGAAACCAGUUCAAAGGGCCGCUACAGUUGUCGGACACCAAGUGAAGCCACCAGACAUCCCAGCAGUCAAACAAUCCUAGUUUGGACUGGAAGCUUUUCAACCAUGUAUUCUCUUUGUUGGCUGAUUAAUUACAGCCACCUCAGUCUGAACUAAAAUGAGUUUUAUUGGAUGUAUGUGUCAUCUCUACCUGGAUGUGGUACCAACUGUGGAAGACCAUGGCUGUUACAAGGACAAAAACAGCCACUCUUGAUGAUGUCUGACACAGAUUGUAGGAAACAUUUUCAAACGCUGGGUUUGGGUUUACCUGCCAUCAUCUUAGAAGCAGAAGGUCUGAACUUGGGAUAUGUGGGCAAAGCCUGAUUGGAGCUACAACACAAAACGCAGUCACCAUGGCUGAAUGGGAUUGGCUACGGAUACACAGAUACGCUGGGCAUCCACACUACUACUACACCACGCUACACCUACACCACGCUACACCAACACGCUUAAACAGAGAAGUUUGUAAAUGCUUUAGUUUUCAUUUGAAACCACAAGGGCAGCAUUUUAGUCUGAACUAAUGUUCUGAAAAAGAUGUUUGCAAACUAUGAAGUAGACAUACACAACUUCUGGCUGAUUGGAUAUUUUUGGUCACAAUGUUACUUGACUCGUCAGUCUCCUUUCACAUGACCCUCUUCUGGACAAAAACAGCUGGUAUUAGCCCCUGCUACCAGUGUAGAACACAACAUGGAUUAUCAAUUAAAAGCACUUGCUGACCAAUUCCUGACCCUGUUGUCUUUGCUUACAACUGUUGUGCAGUUAGAUUCAGCAUUCUAUGGUUUUGGUAAAUAGUUUUGUAUUUAUAUAAUGAUUUUCUAGUCUGAUGAUGACCACUCAAAGCUCUUUACAGUUGUUGUUCUAUGAGGGGCAAUUCGGGGUUCAGCAUCUUGCCAGUACUGGGGAUCGAACUGCCGACCUUCAGGUUGGAUGACGACUGCUCUACCCCUCAGCCACAUCCGCCCACCCACAUCAUUCUACAAUGAUACAAAUUAAUGUUGUGUAGGAGACAAGCUGUUUUUCGAGCGGUCUGGGACAAUUCGGGAGCACAUGCCCAGUGUACAUGAGCGAUAACGUAAUAUAUGUUUUCACACAAGAUUUCCAGCAAGGGGAUUCAAGUUUAAAUGGAGCAUAAUCGUUUGUGUGGACAGACAAAACAACCUGUCAAUAAAGUCAACAUUACCAGAAUCCUUCCCUUUAAGACUUAAUAUUUCUAAAAUGGUCCAAUAUUUCUCACCCUGACACAUGAACAAAAAUUCUUGGAAUCAUCACUGUAUUUCAAGAUGUUUUUCAAACUGGUCAAAGUUUCCCUGAGAAGAAGCAGCUGAACUUCUAUUUUGGAUUCCUGAUUCAGCUCUGCCACAUGCUGUCAGAGAAACCAGACCAAACAGCAGCUCAUUGUCCUGGACCUGACCAUGACUGUCUCUGCAGGAGCCUCUGUUUGUUUCUCCAUAAAGAAAAGGAAGACAUGUAUUUAAACAGUUGAUGAAUUUCUCUGAUUUAUAUUUCCUUUAAUUUGUCUGAUAACCCGGGCUUCCUUCAAAACUGUCAUUUCAUUUCCUGGACAUUAUAUGACCUUUGACGUUGUUGUAAAUGCACAGUAAGAAUGGAAAAAGGCUAUGAAGGUCUGAAGGUCUAAAAUUGUGCAGAACCUUAAUAAUGUGCACACAGGAUAAUUACCUUGUGUGUGCACAGGAUUAAAAAAAAACAUAAUUUAGAAAGGAUCUCUGUAGAUUGGCCUGUUUAGGGAUUCAAGUUAUCUUUGAACAAAAAAAAUAUCAGAAUCUCUUUUGAAGCUGAUACUUUAACUGUAGAGUUACAUGUGCAUGCACUAACACUACUGUCUCUGAUUUAUGAAACGUCUGUACUUAGCCUAAAUGUAAAAGACAGUUCUUAUAUAGAAAGCUUAUAUUUUCUUUUGUUAUAUAUUCUGAAGAGUUGCUGUUGAUCUCACUGUCAAUGCUGUGGGCGCCUUAUUGAUGUUGGCAGCAGCUUUAAAACAAAAGACAUAUACUGUGCAUACAGAGCUCAAACUGCUACCAUGUCUUCCCAUGAUCAGUUUACUAUUACUGUCUGACUUGUAACUUGUAACAUGUAAUUGUGCUGUGUCACCCACAAAAGGACUGAUCAACUAACUUCACAUCUGUCUUUCAUUCAGAGACAUGUUUAGUGUAACACAGUACAAACAUUAGAAGCAAAGUCAUUCUCCAUCAUAAUAAAAGCUCUAACGCUGUCUGAUUUACAUGGUGUUAGCUAUGAGCUAGCCACAGAUGUACCACCAAUUACUGUCAACAAGUGUGCUGUGCUGUAUCUGAGCCACAGUGAUUCAAAUGUAUUCUAUCUUCUUCUGGGUGAACCAUGUUUCCCAGCGGCUUAUCGCUGGUGUAAGAUAAGGCCCUUUGACUGAAAUUGUCCUCCAUGAUGGUAUAUUUUAGAGAAAGACCCGAAGAAGCUGUUUAUCAAAACAUAUUUCCUAUAGUUUACUAUUGUAUAGCAUUUCUUUAUAUUUUUGAGAAAGGUAUAUGUAGCU